AUGGUUGAAAACUGGUUGACAAGUCCGAAAUGGAACUGCAUCAAAAUUAUGAAGGUGAUUUUCUUCUCUUCCAGCAUACCUGGAGUUAUGAAUGACACCCAUGACAAGAGCAAUAUCAGCGCUACCGUGGAAUGGUUCCAGUUCAUCAUGUAUAUCCCCACAUUUAGCCUGGGAUUGCUGUUUAAUGUGAUGGCUCUGUUGUUACUCUUUUUUAAGGUUAAAAAGCUGUCAGAAUCUACAGUCUACAUGAUAGCCCUUAUAUUCCUGGAUACUUUGCUGUUGUUUACUCUUCCUUUUAAAAUCAUUUCCUACCACCGUCAGUGGAACUUGGGGUCUGUGUUUUGCGAAGUUUUGGAGAGUCUUUACUUUGUAAACAUGUAUGGCAGCAUUCUCAUCUCCCUCUGCAUCUGCGUGGACCGGUACAUCGCUAUCCAGCACCCCUUCACAGCCCCCUCCCUGAGAUCCAUCAGGAAAGCUGCCAUGGUCUGUGCUGUUGUCUGCCUGGGCACCUCAGUGGGGACAGUCUCUACGUCCCGGUUGCAUGAAAAGGGCCAAGACAUCUCAUCCUGCUUCCAUAACUUCUCCCCGAGGACAUGGGCGGACACAGGCCUGUUCAGCACCUUGGAGACCAUCUUCUUUGGCAGCAUGGCAGCCAUGACGUUCUGCACUGCCCAAACUGUCAGGUGCCUGAGAAGGCACAGAGAUCCAGACAACCCCCAGACACACAUCACUAGAGCAGAGAGGAUCGUGGUGACAAACCUUGUGGCGUUUUUGGUCUGCUUCACCCCUUACCACGUGGCAUACUUCAUGUACUUCUUGGUGAAGAGAAACAUCAUCUGCAUCAGUUUUCAAAAAGUGCUGCGAGAUGUCGUUCAGAUCACCCUUUGCUGGGCAAACCUGAACUGCUGUCUUGAUGGCAUGUGUUAUUAUUUUGUUUUAAAGGAGUCCUUGGAAGAACCAUCACAAAACACAGAAAGAAGAGUCAUGCCAAAGCCUUGAUUUACAUACUGCAUGUUAGUUACUUGGGAUGAUGUGUGGUGAGGCUUUCAUGGAAAGUGCAGGGUCCUGAACUUCUUACCUAAGCAAUUUUCCUGAAAUAUUCAGUUCUGAAAAUAUUUCAUUAAAAAAAAUAAAGCUAAGUCCACUUCCAGGAGACUGCUCCUAACUUUUUUUAUUUCCUUCCAUAAUGUUUUCUGUUACUAUUUAUGGGUAAAAAG
This is a messenger RNA of Neopelma chrysocephalum (saffron-crested tyrant-manakin), 1217 nucleotides long. RefSeq names its product G-protein coupled receptor 55-like. The transcript has 2 exons. The record is from RefSeq and is a predicted model, not a curated record. Gene Ontology annotation, biological process: positive regulation of Rho protein signal transduction; phospholipase C-activating G protein-coupled receptor signaling pathway. Gene Ontology annotation, molecular function: G protein-coupled receptor activity. Gene Ontology annotation, cellular component: membrane. Bases 1 to 999 code for a protein of 332 amino acids. Lineage: Eukaryota; Metazoa; Chordata; Aves; Passeriformes; Pipridae.